UCAAAAAAAAAAAAAAACCCUAACUUGACAAAAAACAGAACGGAGUACCCCCAAAUGUCUCUGGUAAAACCCUAUUUUCUCUCUGCAAACCCAAACCCACCAUUGACGAUGAGAGACGAUCAACAACCACUAGUCAAACGCAAAGGCAAAGGCGAAGAUCUCACCAAAACCCCAUCUUCUCGGAAGCGAUUCCUUGCCGAUCCGCAGCCAAAACAGGGCUCUGCCGCCGCGGCCGCAUCGUCCGAUUCGGCUCUGUCAUCGGACUCAUCUUCCGAUUAUCGGUUCCGUAAGAAAACCAGAGAUCUACCCAAUUUUUCCGAUUGCCAUUGCUGUGGACUCCGAAUCAACACCACAAACCCCAAAGACAAGCUCCAAACCCUAGACAGCUUUUGGCGGAUCGUCCUCCUCUGCAAGAAAUGCAUAAACCGCGUUGACUCUGCCGAAUUGUGCUCGUAUUGCUUCUCGGAGAUUCAGGAGGAGGAUUGCUUCAGAUGCCGAGACUGUGAACGCUGUGUUCACCGUGAUUGUGUCUUGAAGUAUCGUUGUUCUGCGCCCUGGUCGUAUUGUUUUUCAGAAUUAGGGUUUUCGGUUUGUGUUGAUUGUUGGGUACCCAAAUUGCUCGCAAAUUCGAAUAGGGUCUUCAAGAAAAUAAAGAAAAGUAAUGUGAAAUCGUGUCCAGUGGCCAAUUCUAGGGUUUUAGAUGUGGUGAAUGAUGCGAAGAGUGUGGUGGAGAGGAAAGGUUUGGUUGCAGCUAAGGCUAAAGAGAAUGCAUUGAGAAAAGCUGUGGUAGCUAGAAGGGCUGCGAAAUUGGGGAAUGGUGCGUUGGAAUUGGAUGCGAAGAAAGAUGAGAAUGGUGCAAAGAAUGAGUGUUCGGUGAUGAGUAGUAGUGCUUCUGAUAGUACUACUAUGGCUGUUGAUGAUGCAGACCUGGCUUUUCAAUUGCAUCGUGUAAUGAACAGCUCACCAAGGAUUUCAAAGAACUUUGGUUUGAUUAAUUCGGGCUGUUUGACUGUUCCAAGAAUAAGGGACUGUAAUGAUAGUUCAUCGAAUGGGUUAUCUGGCUCAAAGGGGAGUUCUAAUCAUAGUGUUUGUAGGAAGAUUGAGGUAUGGACUAAUAUGGCUUCAGAUUGUGGUUCUCAUGUUGGUUUGGAUAAUUUAAAGGACGGAAUGGUUUAUACAAGGAGGUGUAGAAAGGACAAGGAAUGUCGGGAAAUUGAUGGACAGAUUGUUGGAAAAUGCAACCCUGGUGAUGACAAUAGCCUGAUUUCUGAAUCUAAGUCUUGUUGGAAACAAGAUGAAUUGGAGUGUGAGUUGCAUCCAGAUGACGCUAGAAACCACAGUCGAAUGGUGUGUGAUGGAAAUGCUACCGGGCAUGAUGGAAGAUGCAAUGGCAAGCUUGAUCGCUAUAUGUUGAAGUAUAGCAAGAGGCCUGUUGGCUCGAAAGCAAUUUCAAAUAGUGAAACUAAAAUUCUUGAUGAUGGUGCUUAUGUUGAAAGUAAAGAUACAGCUGCGGGACCUCUGAAUUGUUCAGAGGAAUGUAGAACGUUCUCUGAUGCUUCAUUUCAGUCUAAAACUGUUUCUUUGCAACCUUCAGCUUGUGCAAGUGGUUUGGAUAAUUUAAAGCAGGACGGAAUGGUUUACACAAGGAGGUGUAAAAAGGACAAGGAAUGUCAUGAAAAUGAUGGACAGAUUGUUGGAAACGGCAAUCAUUGUGAUUACAGUACCCUGAUUUCUGAAUCUCAGUCAUGUCAUAAACAAGAUGAGUUGGAGUAUGAGUUGCAUCUAGAUGACACUAGAAACCAAAGUCAAUAUGGAAAUACAGCUAUGCUGCAUGAUGGAAGAUGCAAUGGGAACCUUGAUCGCUAUAUGUUUAAGUAUAGCAAGAGGCCUGUUAUCUUGAAAGCAAUUUCAAAUAGUGAUACUAAAAUUCUUGGUGAUGGUUCUUAUGUUGAAAGUAAAGCUACAGCUGUGGGACCUCUGAAUUUUUCAGAGGAAUGCAGAACAUUCUCUGAUUCUUCAUUUCAGUCUUGCACUGUUUCUUUGCAAGCUUCAGCUUGUGAAAGUGGUUCAUCGCGAGAUCCAUCCUGAAUUAAGCAGGGGACAACAAACAUUUUCACUUCUCAAAUUUGGCUGUUACUUAUUGGAGUUGAGGGCUUCCAUCAUGGUUGAUGAUGUGAAAUUCAAUAAAUAUGUAGAAGCUAUGGUAGAUAUCCACCAGAUACAUGCAUCUGUCACGAUGAGGGAUAGAAGAGCUAAUGCAGAGUUUACUUAGUGGAGAAGUGGCUCAGAUUCCAGAUUGCGCUCUUUUGGAUAUCCCUACUGUAACAAAUUCCGAUGCUGAAAGUUGUGUCAGAUUUGUGAGACCCAUGAUUGUUUCAUUAUGGAGAUAUAUAGUCAGGAAACACUCUUGAUGAGUAUGUAGUAUACUACAUCUGUAAUGAUUGUGUUUCUCAUUGAACUGGUACCACUUGUGCAUUGGAGCUAAUAAUGUUUUCUAACUUCAACUCAACUGUAUAGCUUGUAACUUUCUGUUGAAUCAAAUAAAAAGCUUGAUUUGCAGUGCUUCUUUGCUA
Molecule: messenger RNA, 2573 nt
Organism: Camellia sinensis
Lineage: Eukaryota; Viridiplantae; Streptophyta; Magnoliopsida; Ericales; Theaceae
Source: RefSeq, a predicted model, not a curated record